AUGAAUGAUGAACUAGGUCAUAAUGAUAUUUAUCAGAGUUUGACACCAAUGGAGUCACAAGAAAUUUCUCUACAAAUUGAUUCUGGAUCCACUGUCGAAAAUGAAGGAAUAAGUCUUACAUCUGAAAAUUGGAUAACACAUAGAGAAGAAACCGUAAUGCGAAUUGAUCAAUUUAUUCAACGAGACUGUAUCAUUCUAAUUCGUGCACCACCAUUCACCGGAAAAACCUCUUUAUGCAUAUUACUCGAAGAGUACUAUCGAAAAAAAGAUACUCCCGUACUACAAAUAUGUUUCUUGGGCGUUGAAGAUAUGAAUUUUGAAGAAUUUUGGAUAAACGAAACGGGGAAAAGUUGGAAAUUUUGGUUAAAUCCUAAACACGGUGAAAGAGUUAUUAUCCUCGACGAGACUCACCAUAUCUUUGACGGAUCACGAUACGAAUCUUUUUGGAUAAGAAUAAAAUCAUUAUGUCGACAAGCUUCACUUGGACAAGAAACCAUUAAGAUCAUUGCUUUCUCGACAGGUGGUCGACUAGCUACUUCUGCACAAAGUCCUAUGGAUUUUCGACAAAAAUUUGGUUUUGAAUUAGUAAGAUGUACUCAGACUGAGCUAAUGGAAUUGGUUAAAACGUUUAACAAUUACAACAUUAAAAAGAAAAUUAAUGUUAGUGGAAGGGUCGCGCAGCAAAUAAUGGAAUUUACUGCUGGGCACUUUGGUCUUGUCCGUUGGAUACUAAAUGGCAUCGACAAUUAUUUUUCUUAUCGAGGCACAAACUACAAGGUCACAACUGACGCUGAAAUAAUGUCUUAUUUUACUUCUUCUGAUUUUAUAGAGCAUGUUAAAGCUCAUAGAGGUGCCCCUCUUUAUAAAUUUAAUGCAGCUGAAG
Molecule: messenger RNA, 883 nt
Organism: Racocetra fulgida
Lineage: Eukaryota; Fungi; Glomeromycota; Glomeromycetes; Diversisporales; Gigasporaceae
Source: the annotation of a GenBank genome assembly